CAGUCUUCGCAGCUGUAACUGGGAGCGACCAUCGAAGCACGCAGCGUGCGACAUGUCAGCAGGUGAAAGCCCGCAUGGCCGCCAGCUCGCUGCCGCCAUGUCCACGAGGAGUCGAAGCAGCAGCCUCAGUAAGAGCAGGCUGUGGACGGUGCCAGAGACGGCGCUGCCCAUGGAGACCCAACACCAGCAGGACAAACUGUCCUCGGAUGAGCACCAGCAGCACGCGCGCGACCUGCGCAGGCAGUACUCGGCCGGGCCGGACCCCGCGGCCGAACCUGACGAGCAGGAGGUGGACGACAGCGACGGCGGCUACGGCUGGGUCGUAGUCUUCGCAGCGUUCGCCACCAACUUCAUAGCGGACGGCGUCACCUUCACAUUCGGCGUGCUCUUCGUGGACCUGCUGCGCGUCUUCGGCGAGGCCAAGAGCCACACGGCGAGCGUGGGCGGCCUCUUCAUGGCCAUGCCGUUGCUCGCCGGACCCGUGGCCAGCGCGCUCGCCGAGCGCUACGGCUGCAGGGUCGUGUGCAUGGUGGGCGCGGUGGUGGCGGCGGCGGGCAUGUCUGCGUCGGCGUGGGCGCACUCGAUGGCGCAGCUGCUGGUGUCGUUCGGCGUGGUGGCGGGCGCGGGGCUGGCGCUGUGCUACGUGGCGGCCGUGGUGACGGUGGCGCUGCACUUCCGGCGGCGGCGCGCGCUCGCCACGGGGCUCGCCGUCUGCGGCUCGGGCAAUGGGCACGCUCGCCUUCGCGCCGCUGUCGGCGCGCCUGCUCGAGUCCCUCGCUGGCGGCCCACCGCGCUCGCGCUCGCCGCCCUCUUCCUGCACAUCGCAGUCUGCGGCGCGCUCAUGCGGCCACCUCAGCGCAAGAAGAAAAAUAUUCAGUCUAAGAAGACUAAGUUGAAAGGAGAGUUGGUGCAAAAUAAACCAGAAACAAAAGAACUUUUAUCAGGUCUUCGUGAGACUUCUACCAAGCAGUCUGUACAACGUGCCAUUAACCCUGCUGUGAGAGCAGUGGCGAGGAGUGAAAAUGAGAAUAGGCCAUUCCAUUCUGUUCUCAACAUUCCAACUUGGGUUCAUGCAGGUGACCAACACCUGCCACCUGAUGUGGCAGCUAGGGCCAAGCAAAGGGAACCACUUUCUCCACCUCCACCACGGGCUAUAGAUCGCCAUCGGCAUUCGCUGACAUUUCGGGGUGCUCUUCUCCCUACACAAACUCAAAGGACACUGUCAUGCCCUAACCUGUGGUCAGAGCCAAUUUUUUUGGAGUAUAAGGAGCAAGAACAACCAUGCUUGAGUGAAAUGGUUGGGAUCCUUGCAGGCAUGGUGGAUGUUUCCCACUUUGCAGAUGCACGUUUCUCAUUGUUUGCAGCAUCCAACUUCUUGCUGUAUACUUGGUAUGAAGUUCCAUAUGUCUUCCUCACAGACCGGGCAGUGGAAAUGGGUAUCAGUGAAAAUGAUGCAUCACUGCUUAUCAGUGCACUGGGACUGCUGAAUAUGGUUGGAAUGGUGAUACUUGGGUGGAUGGGUGACAGACCUAAAGUGAAUGCUGUUGCUGUCUAUGCAGUAUGCAUGACUGUAUGUGGUUUGUGCACUGCUGUUGUACCACUAGUGCAUACAUACAUAGGUUUGAUGGUCAUUGCAUGCAUAUUUGGUCUCUCAAUCUCUGCAAAUUACACACUUGCAUCAAUUAUUUUGGUGGAAAUGGUAUCACUAGAAAGAUUCACAAAUGGCUAUGGCCUUCUAUUGCUUGUACAAGGUCUUGGAAAUAUAAUUGGGCCACCUCUAGCAGGUUGGCUUUAUGAUAUUUCUGGAAGUUACGAUCUGUCAUUUUAUUUAGCGGGACUAUUUAUAAUUUUAUCUGGUCUCCUACUUUUUGUGCUGCCUGUGUGUAGAUGGUGCAAAAAAUUGAAGAGUUUGAAGAAUGUCAGUGGAAAUGAAACAAUAACCUAAGCAGUGUGAUGUUAGUGCUUAGAUGUUUGCUAGUCACCAGCUUUUGAAAAUACCAAGGACAAUUGACAUUGCUGAAACUAGUUUUAGAGUGCCUUGUAUAAUGUUUAAUAUUAUACAAAAAUUAAUAACUUAUGGAGUCAUAUUAGUUGCUACUUGUUACUGUAAAAGUCAUAAUUUUACUCUGUAAAAUUGAGAUUUAAAUAAUUGUUAAAUACAUGCUCAUAUUUACUGAACUUUGUUUACUGAAGAUAGGACUGCCUACAUUCAUCAGACUGUGAAACUAGUAAAUAGUGUUCACUAAAUUCUCAACAACUGACAUUGGUUUCAUCCAUUCACUAUUGAUUGGGUGCUUGUCAGUGAUAGAUUUGUAAAACCUACUUUACUUCCUUUAGACUAGAUAUUUUGUAUCACUGUGCUUUAUAUUUACCUCCUUUUAGUAGUUCUGCUAAAAUUGCACACUCUCCAGGGGGCUUGCAAUACUAGGUUCCUCAAUUUCAAACUGGGUUACUGUAAAACAGUUUUUUG
Schistocerca cancellata (South American locust) is the source of this 2470-nucleotide messenger RNA. Its product is annotated as monocarboxylate transporter 13-like. The record is from RefSeq and is a predicted model, not a curated record. Gene Ontology annotation, biological process: monocarboxylic acid transport; transmembrane transport. Gene Ontology annotation, molecular function: monocarboxylic acid transmembrane transporter activity. Lineage: Eukaryota; Metazoa; Arthropoda; Insecta; Orthoptera; Acrididae.